Molecule: messenger RNA, 3197 nt
Organism: Myxocyprinus asiaticus (Chinese sucker)
Lineage: Eukaryota; Metazoa; Chordata; Actinopteri; Cypriniformes; Catostomidae
Product: ras-related protein Ral-A-like
Exons: 5
Coding region: 457-1077 (206 amino acids)
Biological process (GO): Ras protein signal transduction; regulation of exocytosis
Cellular component (GO): plasma membrane
Molecular function (GO): GTPase activity; GTP binding; GDP binding
Source: RefSeq, a predicted model, not a curated record
CUGAAGCGGAUCUAUGUGACCCGCCUAUCGGGAUCAUCAUCGGUGCUGCACGCCCAUGAACACUGACUGCCACAACACCAAAGAUCACAGAAACCGGCUCAUACCCACUGUAAAUACUGACGGAAGUGAAGUUUGAGGGCACAUUUGAUCUGGGUCUGAUGAAAUUAUUCGGAAUGUGGUGGCUGCAGUAACAGUGAGGGAACGAGAGAUCAGGGAAGAGGAAUUUCCCCCUUCCAUAGAGUCCUUGUGUAUCUGGAUUACCUUCAGCUGAACGAGUAGACACAAAGGUACUGGGUGGUACAUGGUCAUCUCCCGAUCUAUCUCCCACUUUGACCCCUUACUCCAGUAACUUUCAGCAUCUUCUUGACCUCCCUGACCCAACCCAUUCUGGGCAGAAGCCGCUGCCCUAAAAACGUGAAACUUUCCUCUCAACCCCACCCCACAGCAACAGAUAUCAUGGCAACAGCUAAGCCGAAAGGGCAGAACUCGCUGGCUCUUCACAAGGUGAUCAUGGUCGGGAGUGGCGGUGUGGGAAAGUCGGCUCUAACUCUGCAGUUCAUGUAUGACGAGUUUGUGGAAGACUAUGAGCCCACAAAAGCUGACAGCUACAGGAAGAAGGUGGUUCUGGAUGGAGAGGAAGUUCAGAUAGAUAUUCUGGACACAGCAGGUCAGGAGGAUUAUGCUGCCAUCCGGGAUAACUACUUCCGCAGCGGUGAAGGAUUCCUCUGUGUCUUCUCCAUCACUGAACUAGAAUCUUUUGCAGCGACUGCUGAUUUCAGAGAGCAGAUUCUGCGCGUGAAAGAAGACGAGAAUGUCCCCUUCCUGUUGGUGGGGAAUAAGUCUGAUCUUGAGGACAGGAGACAGGUGAGCUCAGAUGAGGCCAAAGUUAGAGCUGAUCAGUGGGGGGUGUGCUACGUGGAGACGUCUGCUAAGACCCGAGCCAACGUAGACAAGGUUUUCUUUGACCUCAUGAGGGAAAUUCGUGCCAGGAAGAUGGAGGACAGUAAGGAGAAGAAUGGCAAGAAAAAGAGGAAAAGUCUGGCCAUACGAAUCCGUGAAAGAUGUUGCAUUUUAUAGCCUCGGUGACGAUACACUCUUAGGUUUUACAUAUGUAUCCGUAUGUCUUUUUUGCCCUAUCGCAAACUAAUCCUCAUCUGCGAUGUUUCCUGGUGUUUGUAUGUCAGAUGUAGGGCUGUUACUAGAAUAAUGUAUUACAGUUGAUUUCUUAGAUUAUGCCAUAUGCUGUAGUGCCCACUUGAUGCUGGAAUCUCCUGUGUGUCUUUUAAAGCAAAUCAUUCAGAAAGAAAAGAACAUUUGAAGCUUCAGAUUUUAUUCUUGUCAAAUUCAGAUUGUCUUAUGAGUUCCAAAUGACACUAUUUAAAAGGCCUUUUUGGCCUUCAUUUUUUAAUAACUUCCACUCGUCACCAUGGCCUGAUUGAUUCCACUUACUUGCAAAACUCUUGAUUCAUAAGAUAUUUUGAAGAUUCUUACAGAAACUAAGAAUAAAUUGAAACUGAGCUAAUUAUUAACCUUUGGUUUCAACGAAAAUGAUCCCAGCACUUCAUAAACUAAGCUUUAUUUUGAAUGCUUCAGUUAGAGACAGCUGUACCCCAGUUGUUAUCAGUGUUUAUUUAUUUAUGUUUUAUUUUUGGAAUGACUUAAUAUUACCUAACUUUACCAAGCUACUUGUCAGCAUCAGUGGACUAAAUGAAAUGGAAACAGGAAGUUAUUUUGCAGCCAUUUUGUGUACUUGACUUCCUGAUGCCUUGAUGUCCAUUGUGAAUGUGACUUGCACUUAUCACCCAUACUUACAGAGCUCCACAAAUCCUUUUAUUGUCUGAUCAUUUUGGAAUUAAAGAGGCAGCUAGAAGGAUAGAAAAGAGACUGCCUAUGUGAGCUGCAAGUUAGAGAAAUGAGACUUAGAAAUUUACUCUCCACCUUGCUAUUGGAAGGUCAAAAUGCCACAUCAACAUUGUAGAUGGCCAAAGCAAGUACAAUGACAAUCUUACACUUUUCACAUGUGACGUGUAAAUCAAAACUGUGUCCGUUUGGACAGCUUGUGUGCUCAUGCCCCACUGUUCCAGUCUUAUAUAUGUUAGAUGUAUCUUUCCGUUGAUUGCCUGCUAUACAUGUAUUGCCGAUGUUUUUUUUCAGCCAUUUCAAAAAUAUGGAGAAAAACGCUGUUCUAGUUUCUUAACGAAAAAGGUUUAGUGUAAAUGUGGCCUUACUGUUUUAGCUAUUGCUCUUGAGAUGCUUCUAGAAACAUGCAGAUAAAUAUAUAUAAAUUAACGUAAGUCCUCUAAAUCAAGUGACGAGCUCUCCCAUUUAUCAUGGCACAAUGGCUCCCUACUGACGUGUAAUGCUCACAUUCGGUGAAACAAUGAAUGUGCAUCACAAUUUUACCCCAAAAAUGUUUGCUUGGGAACCAACAUCCUGUAAGCAGUGGUCCAAAGUAUGUUACCCUAACACAUGAGCCUUCUGUUAUUGAUAUAAAUCUAAAUACAUCACACCAAAGGCCAGUGGGGUAUUAGUGCAUGGUGGAUUAUAUCUCUGCUGAAGUUUAAUGUAUGCAGAGGAUGCAUUGCUGUGGCCAUGGUAGGCUUUUGUAGCAAAAGCAGCUGUGUUCUUGCCUGUUUUAACUAAUCAUUUCUAUCAUGGUGCUAUUUUUGCUUACAAAGGCUUUGUCCUUCAUAUUUAUGUACUUGUUUGUGUAUGUGUGCAGCAUGGAUGUGUGUAAAGGAGGGAUAUGUGUAUUUUAAGGGGUAUUCUGUUAAAAAUAGGUUUUUAUGUGUGCAGCAGGUAAAAAAAAAUAUUUCAGUGUAAAAUAUACAGAAUAUAUAGCUAAUUUUCAGUUGUAGGAUGUGUAAAAUAGUAAACUGCUUAAGUUCAUUAUUUUUCCUUAAGGACCGGCAAAAGUGCAAUUUCCAACUGCAAAAUUAACACUGCUUUCGAAGCAAGGAAAAUGAAAUUUUCUAAUAAAACAAAUGCAUCUGAAUUUCUUUAAUCUGUUAUUUGUUUUGAAUAGUAUUUUCUCACUAAACAUUUUUCUUUUCUCCUUUAACCACUUGCAUAUCUUCUAUACAAAUGAUUUACACUUAUGUUAUGGUUAUGCUUAACUAUUGAUAUAAAAAUCAUAUCUUGUUGCUAUGCUUUGACUGUACUAGAAUAAAAAAAAAACAUUGUUAUGGCAUCAAAUU